Galdieria sulphuraria is the source of this 833-nucleotide messenger RNA. Its product is annotated as phosphatidate phosphatase. Gene Ontology annotation, biological process: phospholipid metabolic process. Gene Ontology annotation, molecular function: phosphatidate phosphatase activity. The record is from RefSeq and is a predicted model, not a curated record. The transcript is spliced from 2 exons. NCBI's taxonomy places the organism in Eukaryota, Rhodophyta, Bangiophyceae, Galdieriales, Galdieriaceae. The coding region runs from base 76 to 804 and encodes 242 amino acids.
GGCGCCUUUUUUCAUUUCUUAUGGAAUGGCGUAUUUUUCUCUUUUGAAAGACGACAACUGUUGAGAGAAGAUCACAUGUCUUCUUCUUCUUCUUUGGGAAUAUGCUCUUCUAGGUAUUCUGGUAAACAGGCCUUGACUUAUUUGAAGGACGCUUAUUUAAUUGACUGGUUUACUCUUGGAGUAUUUGGAGUUAUUUUCCCUUUCAUAUUGAAGACCAGUGUUCAUCCUUAUCGUAGACAAGUUGCUUUGGAUGAUCCGCAGUUUUCGCAUCCCUUUCUUAAGGAUAUUGUCAGUACCCAAGUAUGUACUUUGAGUUCUUUGUUGAUUCCCUGUCUAGUUGGCGUCAUAGUGGAGUGGAGAUGGGUAAGAAGAACGAAGCGUUGGAUUCCCGCCAUUUUCAACUUGCAUAUUUUUAUAUUGGGACUAUUGGAAGCAACACUUUGUACGGUAACUAUCACGGAGAUUCUAAAGUUAGUGGCUGGUCGUCCACGUCCUUAUUUUUUAAGUGUUUGUGAACCUAUCAAUGGCUCUACGAUAAACUGUCAAGGGAAUGCAGCACAAAUAGAGGAAGCUCGCAAGUCAUUUCCUAGUGGCCAUACUUCACUGGCUUUUGCAGCAGCUGUUUAUUUGACUUUGUACUUUAUAAAAAUAUUUUGGUUGAGUGAAGGGUUUUAUCGUAAUUGGCAUUUGUGGUUGUUACUAGUUCCUUUAUUACUUGCUAGUUUUGUAGGAGUUUCACGAACGAUGGAUUAUCAUCACCACUUUAGUGAUAUCGUUGCUGGUGCGUGGUUGGGAACGGUGUGAAUGGAAUCAUCAUAGACGAGAAAGUAAUC